This is a messenger RNA of Carassius gibelio (silver crucian carp), 3835 nucleotides long. Its product is annotated as ceramide synthase 2-like. The transcript is spliced from 10 exons. Gene Ontology annotation, biological process: ceramide biosynthetic process. Lineage: Eukaryota; Metazoa; Chordata; Actinopteri; Cypriniformes; Cyprinidae. Gene Ontology annotation, molecular function: DNA binding; sphingosine N-acyltransferase activity. Gene Ontology annotation, cellular component: membrane. The coding region runs from base 1403 to 2536 and encodes 377 amino acids. The record is from RefSeq and is a predicted model, not a curated record.
UUUUGACAUUAAUGUUAAUUUUAAAUUUAUUACAAAAUUAAGUUGUUGGGGCAAAGAGAUGCAUCACACUACAAAUCCUUGUAUAACCUACUUGAUUUCCUUUCAAUUGGCCAAGUUCUGUGAUGUCAUUUGUCAGGUACAUAUGCAGAUAUUUUACUGCACAGUUUAAUAUCUCAAAACCUGCUUUGCAGGAUAGAUUAAUAGCCCAGUUUAGACCGUGUGAAACUUGAACUAAGAUAACCCAGGAUUACGUUAUUUUUCAGUCUGUGACAUACCUUCGCUUGUGGUAAUCUGACUAAUAGUUCCAUCUAUAGAGAAUUUGUUUCCUUGUAUAUGAAAGCUUAUAUUUGGAUGGUACUUAACUUGGGUGUGGAGUGCUGUUAAUGUGUAAUUAACUAAAUGGAUCUGAAAUCAACACAAUAACAUGUAGAUUCACACCAGCUCUACUUGUAUUCCCAGAUCAGGUGUGUGCAGGUGCACAAGCUUGUGGUUUUGCCCCAGGUCAGCAUCGCCCCUAUCAAACACUGUUUUUAGUUACAGCAGAGCUGUUUAGUCAUCAACACUCAACACAUUUUGUGAAUCAUUUGUUAAGGCUCAGAAACGGAUCAUAUAGCACAGCUACAGAAUUAACUAUUUACCUUAUUUUUUUUAUUUUUUAUAUCAUUAAAAUAGUACUUUCAUUGAAGAUUUGUUGAAGGUUUAAAUGCAGGAGAAUCCUUUAAAACAUUAAUGAAAGUUUUGGUUUUCAAAUCCACAGCGCUGAGUAAGUCUUUUGUUUUAUUUCACAAAUGCUGACUCAUUUAAUUCUGCAUUUAAAUGACUUACAAAUUCUCUGUUUAGUGCAUAAAUGUUUAUCAUACUUUUGCAAUGAAAAUAUUGUAUUUUAUAUUAUGAGAUUACAAUAAUUAUACUACUAUUACCCUCUUUGUUUGUUAGUGAAGUUGUUUUGUAAAUCCAUAAUAAAUAUUUAUAAGUUCCCUAUAAACUUUAAUACUGUUUAAUGAUGUAUGCUACAGUGAAAUGUUUAGUACUGUACAUAACGGUAUGUAUAGGUUAUCUAUUAUCUAUUAUUAAAAAAGAUUAAGAAGACAAACAGAUGCAUCAAUAUACAACAUUUUCUAAUUCUCAGGCCAUCCAAGAUGAAGGUAGAUGAGUUUAUUUCUUCAUCAGAACUGAUUUGGAGAAAUGUAUCAUUGCAUUACUUCCACAGCAAUGUAAAGUGAAUGGGUGCCGUCACAAUGAGAGUCCAAACAAGCUGAUACAAACAUCACAAUAAUCCACACCACUCCAGUCCAUCAGUUAAUGAACUUGUUAAGCAGAAAGCUGCAUGUUUGUAAUGUUUUUAUCAGUUGUUUAGGCUCUCAUUCUGACGGCACUGUGCCUGUGUUCACCAGAUCACGUCAUGAUUGGGACGUUUAGUGAGUGGCUGUGGUGGGACCGGCUGUGGCUGCCGGGGAACCUCACGUGGGACGAUCUCAAAGACGAGGAAGGGCUCGUCUACGCCAGGGCAUCCCACCUCUACAUUACUGUGCCAUUCGCUUUGGUCUUUCUUGUAGUCAGAUACAUGUUUGAAAGGUUGAUAGCAACACCGCUCGCAGCUUUGCUUGGUGUUACAGAGAAAACCAGAUACAAAGCGGAGCACAAUUAUGUUCUUGAACAUUAUUUCAUUACAAAAUCAAAACAUCCAGGACAGGCAGAUAUUGAUGGCCUGUGCAAAAAAUGCAGCUGGUCCAGUAGACAAGUGGAGCGCUGGUUCAGAAGGAGACGAAACCAGGACCGACCUGGGGUUCUGAAAAAAUUCAGAGAGGCCAGCUGGCGAAUGGUGUUUUAUCUGGCAGCGUUCAUUGGUGGAAUCAUAGCCCUGUAUGAUAAACCCUGGUUUUAUAAUUUGCGGGAGGUGUGGAAUGGCUAUCCCAGACAGUCCAUGCUGGAGUCUCAGUACUGGUAUUAUAUUUUGGAGAUGGGCUUCUAUUUGUCGCUAGUGUUCAGAAUAACCUUCGACAUCAAACGAAAGGACUUUAAAGAGCAGAUCAUCCAUCAUUGGGCCACACUGACACUGUUGGCUUUCUCCUGGUGCGGGAACUACAUCCGGGUCGGGACCCUAGUCAUGCUCAUUCACGAUUCCUCAGACAUUCUUUUAGAGUCUGCUAAGAUCUUCAACUACGCCAAAUGGGAAAGCACAUGCAAUGGCAUCUUUGUGGUAUUUGCCGCUGUCUUCAUAGUCACACGACUCAUAAUCUUUCCAUUCUGGAUCAUUCACUGCACGUGGGUUUAUCCUCCUGACUAUUACCCGCCAUUCUUUGGAUAUUACUUUUUUAACUUCAUGCUUGUCAUCCUGUUGAUGCUGCACAUAUUCUGGGCAUAUCUUAUUCUACGCAUGGUGAAGAUGUUCCUUUUUGGAAGUUUAACUAAAGAUGAGAGAAGUGACAAUGAGGAAGAGGACGGGGACGGGGAAACCAGUGUAACUGAGGACAAUGACGGACAUGGGAAAGUGACCAAUGGCUGUGGAGGAGGAGGCGGGGCUAAUCAUCACUGACACCUCUUCUCUCAAACUGUAAAGGACUUUGAAUCGCCCUCAGGGAUGUGAGAAGCCAAAAACAUAUAUUUGAUUUAUUGUCAGGCGGAGAAUGUGCCAGAAACCUGUCAAAACAAAUUGCAUCUUUUAAUAAUGCUGAAAAAAAAAACCCUCGUUUUAUUUCCCCACUCGGCUUCACUGGAGACGACUUGCUGUGUGUCUUGGCUGCAUCAAAACCUUUCCCCCCCUUUCAACUAAAACUUUUUUUCGUUAUGGCACAAGAUCACAUGGGUAAUUAUGAAGGAACACAGUGCAGAGAAAAAGAAACUCCUCGUAAGUUUUAAUAGACUCCUCAUUGUUUUUGAAGCUCAAAGAUCACGUCACACUGGCUGCUCUCGCUGUCUGGCAUCACCCAUCGAGGCUUCAUCCGCCAUGCUGUUGAGAUUUACAUCAACCUCUGCUGUCCAGCUUAGCCUCUAGUGAGAACUAAUAAGAUGAGAUUUCAAGUUUGUUUCAUGCAAGAAAUUUUGAAGCAGAACAUCAACUUUUAUAUCACUUUAACCUCUCGCAGGCAUCGUUUUCUUUUCUUUUUAUGCCGUCUCUACACUGAACUUUGUUUCUUGAAAGAGUUCACACUGCAUUUUCAGAAACUUUUGAUGGCUGGAAGUCACUGAGUCUCUGUACUGCUGGUUUCUAGUAUGCAUUUCUAUGCUUUCUUGGCAUCUGCACCCAAAGAAUGUUAUUUCAAAUCACCAGCUGUCAUUGAAAAUGAAGGACUUCCGGUCUAUAGUCAGUGUUAUUGUAUCACAUCCAUGCAUCUUGGCCUCAAUUCAAAUUGAAUACAAGAAUAGAUAUUUAUUUUUUUUCAGCUGAUGUUCAGAAUAGUGCACAACCCUUUUUCAGCUGUUGCUCUAUUAAGACAGAAGUUGAAGUAGAAUGGUUUUGAUACAUCGCUCACAUCCAGUGUAGACAUGGUUUUAUAGGAUAUUACAGUAUGGAUGUGACUUAAAACUACCUAAGUAUAUCUCAAGAACGGUGUUAAAUAAGAGAUUCUUUUGAAUAUGUCUUUAAUAUGUUUUAGGCUAUUUAAUUAGUAUGAAAUGAAAUGUGUAUGAGAGAAUGAUGAAUGGAUGAAAGCCAGGCCUUUGCAAAUACAUUUUUUAUGACAAGUAAUUUUUUUCUUGUCUGGGGUUAUGCACAGACCCAGAGAUCAUCAGAGAUAAUUUUGAGAAUGUUGUAUGCACUGAAAAUGUAAAGGAAUUAUUAUUUUUUUUUAAUGUUUCAUUCUAAUUUUAUUGUAAUAAAGAUUUAUAUCCAAUA